This is a messenger RNA of Harmonia axyridis, 5517 nucleotides long. RefSeq lists its product as uncharacterized. Lineage: Eukaryota; Metazoa; Arthropoda; Insecta; Coleoptera; Coccinellidae. Gene Ontology annotation, molecular function: RNA binding; transcription factor binding. Bases 159 to 5321 code for a protein of 1720 amino acids. The transcript is spliced from 18 exons. Gene Ontology annotation, biological process: positive regulation of transcription by RNA polymerase II. Gene Ontology annotation, cellular component: nucleus. The record is from RefSeq and is a predicted model, not a curated record.
GUUAUCUCUUCUAUGCUAAUGCUGCAAAUCUCGUCAGUAAAGUGUAUUUCGUGCAUGCGUUUGAGGUACAUUCGGUUUAUAAAUUACCUCUUAAACGCUACUUGAUCGGGAUUUGGAAUACGUUUUUUUCUAACUAAGUGUUUUUUUAAAUAACUGAAAUGCGGAAGAAAAUUAAAUUUGAAUUCGGAAAUGAUGGAAAUUCUGAGGAGGACAAUUCGAAUAUGGGAUCCUCAUGCAGAUCCGAGCAAAGUCCUAAUUUCGCUAAUUCUUAUCACCUUAGAUCUAAUGGAUCUACAAGUGAUGAGGCUUCUGAAAGUCCAGCUAGUGACAUUUAUUAUAAUACCAUGCCUUCAGGAAAUUCUCUCUCGAUGGAAUCUUUUAUGGAUUUGCCAGAUAUUAACAAUUAUCUUCCAUUCCCUCCAUUGCCAAAUUUCGGUUUUAAUGGAAUGCCAUUUACUCCACAAUCUAAUAUGAAUAUGAUACCGCAGCAUUUAAUUGAACCACCUUUGAACUGUGAUAAUAAUUACGUUUUCAAUCCUACAGCACCUUUAUAUUCAGCACAAAUGAACAUGCUCGCUUCCCACUAUGAAGAUAGUAAUAGGAGACAAAUUUUGGCUAAUGGCGGGAAGUUGAGAGCGACACAAAAUAUGCUAGCUUCCAAAAACUGUGAUAGAAAUCAAAUGUUAUACAAUGGUGAUAAUUUGAGUGGGGUGAUGCAACCAGAACCGCCUGCUAAUAACCACCCAUAUUAUGCUACGAAUCAAAAUGCAGUAGCACCCGAAAUAGAAUUAUUACAAGACGAUAUAGGAGAGAAAGACAUGGACCAGAUGUUUAAGGAUGUGGAGAACAUAAUUAAUGAACCCUGCGUGAAUUCAACUAUAAUUGGCGCAGAAAGUUCUAACAACCAAUUAGAUAAAGAUAUUGGUAUUGAUGAUACUUUAUUGGAUCCAGAUACUGAACAAAAAGAUAUUGACGUUGAUACUUUAUUGGAUCCAGAUACUGCACGAGAAACUAACGUAGUUAAAAAUGUAGAUAAUCAACUUGACUCCACUAAUAUGGUUAUUCAACCUGAUGUAGUAGAUCACAUCGAAGAAACCCUAUUGGAAGGAAUUGAUAUGUCUUUUUUUGAUGAUAUUACUCUUGAUUCUAAUCAAGUUGAUCCAGAUUUCAAUUAUCUUCAUUAUCCUAAUCUUAGUGGUAUACAACAAGAGAAUGAAUACAGUCAUGUAAAGAUAGAACAUGAUAUACAACAUGGAAAUGGUUUCUCUCCAAUUGAGUUGAAGCAAGAAGUUGACCAAAGCACACAACCUGAAAUUUCCGUCCAUAAAAUUAAGUUAGAGAAUGAAAGUGACAAUGGAAUACAACAAAAAAAUGACAGAGAUAAAAAACAUGGAAACGACGUCCAUCAAAUUAAGUUAGAGCAUGAAAUUUACAAUGAUAUCCCCAAAAUUAAGUCGGAACAUAAAAGUGCCAGUAGUACUAGACAAAAGAAAAAACCAAAAGUAGCUGGGAUAAAACGGAUUGAUAAGAAAGCCGGAAGAUACAUCAUCGAUAAUGAGGAUGAGGAUAGAGAGAUCGACAUUGAAACAGUAACUAAAGAUGAUGUUCCUGUGAUAGAAGCCAACGAUGUCAAUAGUCUUCUGGAGCAAUUUGAGGCUACUGAACUGGGAGAGGAUGAAAAUAGCUCCAAACCUCCUCGUACAAGAAAUCAAAAGAAGUUGAAAGAAAAAAACAUGGAGAAACAAAUACGGCAACAAAAACUCAGAGAGCUAAGAGAGCACAAAAAAUCCAAAGAGAUGAAUGAGGAAGAAAAAUUGAGAAAGUCGAGGGAGGAAAAAACGGAAAAACAUGAACAAAGUAGCUCCUCUAAACACCGCAAGUCGUCUACACAUGAACAUAGAGGUGACAGAGAGUCAUCUAAACGUAAAGAUAGCAGCGAUAAUAGUUCAUCAUCUACACAUAGACAUAGCAAAGAUGACAGAAAGUCUACACAUAAACAUAGAAGUGGAAAUACUACUUCUACACAUAAACAUAGAAGUGAGAGUAGCACGUCAUCUUCACACAAACACAGAAAUAGUGAUCAUAAAACUGAAGAGGUAAGAAGUUCAUCUAAGAAAGAACACUCAGGUUUUACUGAAUCAAGACACUCAUCUAAAUCGCAUUCUGCAUCUAAUGAUUUGAAGAAAAAAGAAAAUUCAUCUGACAAAAACCAAGAAGCAAUUCAACCUAAACUCAAACAAUCGAUGCAGGCGAACUUAAAGUCAUCAGAAGAUGAAAAGAAUAAGGAAGUUUCAAAAGAAUUGAUAAAUAAAAUAAAAGAAGCGAAUAAACCUCGCACGAUUACGUUGAUAGAAGAUGAUAUUUUCUUUGGUUCUUCAUUUGAAAGAGAAAUGGCGAAACUAUCCAAAAUUCCCAAAGUACCAAAAAGGCGUAUAAAGUCCAAAGUAUCAAAUCCACCUGUAGCCUCAACCCACAAACCGGUAGACACAAAUAAAACCCUCAUUAGCAAUGAACCAUAUAGGUUUAGCGCUAAUACAAAUUCGAUAUCAAUCCCCAAAUCCGUGGAGUCAAGUUCUUCUGCAAAAACAACACAGUCGCCACCAUUGAUAUUCUCCACAACAACUGGUUAUAUGAUUCCGUCUAGACCUUCCAUUACAACAACUCUUAAUGGUACAUUGUCAAAAACUGCAGAGACUAAGUCAACGUCUACAUCUACGAUGUCAAGAACUACUAAUGCUAUGCCGUCAAAGUCGAGCACUGCAACUGUCACGUCAAUGUUGAGAACUGCGACUACCACACCAGUUACUAUUUCAACAAUGUUGAGAACUGCGACUACAACACCAGUUACUAUUUCAACAAUGUUGAGAACUGCGACUAGAACACCAGUACCUCUGUCAACAAUGUCGAGAACUGCAGCUACUAUGUCGAUGCCUAAACCAACCUUGUUAAUACCUACAUCUACCAUGUCAAUGUCGACAUUCAAAUCAUUGAGACCUGUAUCUGCCGCGUCAGUGCCUUCAUUUAAAAUAGUGAAACCUGCAACAAUUAUUACUGCAGCGCCUACAAUUUCAAAGCCUUCUACUGCUACAAUUUCAAAGCCCUCUACUGCUACAAUUUCAAAGCCCUCUACUGCUACAAUUUCAAAGCCUUCUACUGCUACAAUUUCAAAGCCUUCUACUGCUACUGCGCCACCAAUGAUUAGGAGUACAUUGGGACGACGUGCAACUUAUAUGAGAGCAGUAUCUAAUGAUCUCUCUGAUCCAUCGAGACCUACUCCUGCUGUGUGUGGUGAUCUUCGUGAAAUUGGCUGGUCAAGGGCUAUCACUUGUAGUUCGGGUAUCUCUGCUUCUACAUCGACUACUUCCACUAAAAGAGAUCAAAUGACUGCUACAUGCGGUACAAGUACGUCUGAAACUAUCUCUAUUCAAACAAAAUCUGGUGUGGUACCUCAGAAGCAAUCGGGGACUACUUCAACUCUGAGGAAAUCUUCGCCUGGUGCUGAUAAAAUUAGUCGAGACUGGCUUGUAGUUAAUCAGGAUCACUCAUAUAGUAAGUCUGUUUUCCAGAACACUGAAUUUUUAUCUGAAAACAAAUCCGUAUCGGUCCAAAAAGAAACAGAUGAGAAGAGCACACCGCCUAGUGCAAAUGAAGAAUCAUCUACAACUUCGAAACAAGUAAAUGAUGAUGCAACUAAAAACAGUGACAAUAAGAUAAAAGUUUAUAAAGUUAAUGAUUAUAUAAAACUUAAAGGUAUUCAAAAACCAAAUAACAUUAAUGAUGACAAUUCUAAAAGCUCAUCAUCAAUGUCUCCAGAAGAAUGGGCUAAAAAAAUGUUAUUGGAUAAACCCCCACCUACUCCAAAAAAGAUAAAACGCUUAGAGACUAUAGAGGCAUGCAUUGAUGGCCGUUUACUCGAUAAUGAACAGAUAGACAAUUUAAGCAAAUUUAAAGAAACGAUGGACAAAAAUCAAAACAUUAAUAAAAAUUCUCUUUUUGCUGCUUGUAUCAAAGAAAUUCCCAAUAAUACUAAGACCAAAGAAGAGGAAUCUUUACUGGUUUUACGUGAGAAUAAAUUGAUACAAUUUGUGCCUGAAGACAAAGAAAAACCUGAAUGUAGGACCAUUGGAACGGAAACGGAGGUUUCUUAUCUUGUAUGGAGUGUAUUUGACUAUAUUCAUCAAAAGCCAUCCGUCAUUACGAUUGAUGACGAUGAUGAUGAAAAUAAAAGUAAUGAUAAAAAGAGUACCGAACAAUCCAGUUCUAGAAAAAGGGCCCGUUCGAGUUCAAGCGAAUCGAGAACUUCCUCUGCAAAAGGAUCAAACCAAGAGGAACGUGACGAGAAUAGAGGUCAAGACCGUAGUAGGGAGCCGAGAGCUCGAGAUGAUCGUGAGGAGUUAAAAGAUGCAAGAGGAUCAAGCCAUUCAUCUAAAGACCAAGAGAAACGUGACGAGAAUAGAGGUCGAGACCGUAGAGAGUCGAGAGCUCGAGAUGAUCGUGAGGAGUUUGAAGAUGCCAGAGGAUCAAACCAUUCAUAUAGAAAGCAAGAGGAACGUGACGAGUAUAGAGAUCGAGACCGUAGAGAGCCGAGAGCUCGAGAUGAUCGAGAAUUCAAAGAUGAUGCGAUGAACAGGCGUAUCUUGUUCUUGGGUGAUCUCGAUAAUGAUGUGACCCAAGAGUAUCUAAGAACAAAAUUCAGAAAAUAUGGCCCCAUUAAAUCCAUCAAAAUUCAUCAUAGAACCAAGGUGGCGAGAUCAAAUGAGGGCCCUAAAUCACAGGAUUAUGCCUUCAUAACAUUUAUGGACAGAAAAUCGGUGUAUGAUGCUAUAAAUUAUUAUAAGAUUGAUUAUCCACAUGGGCCAGAUUUUCUAAUGAGCUUCGGAGGAAGAAGGUUGUUCUGUAGAGAGCAAUAUGCAGACUUAGAUAACCAGCCUGCAUAUUUCCCGUAUGAACAGGGGAACCAAAGACCAGCAGGACAUGCUCAAAAUAAACCUAACAUGACGUUCGAGCAGCAACUACUUGAGUACCAAAAGUUAAAAGAAUCAAAGGAAAAACAAUCCAGUAGACCAAGAUCUAAGUCCCGAUCGGCGUCGCCGGCAAGGUCUAGUAGAUCAAGGAAGCGAUCGAGAAGUUCUUCCAGGUCAAGUAACCGAACGAUAACCCCCGCCAGAUCAAGUAAGCGAUCGAGGACCCGUUCCGUGUCAAGUAGAUCAUCGUCAAGCAGUUCAACAUCAUCAUCAUCACGAUCACCAUCUCCACCUCGUUAUGAAGCAAGGAGAAUUAUAUACGGAGAAAGACAAUUAAAAACAAAUCUUUGUAGAUAAAUAUGUAAAUAAUAUUUGAACAUAAAAUAUUGAAAAUAUUUGUAUAUAUGAAAAAUAUGUAAAAAUUGUAAAUAUUUUUAAAUUGCCACAAUGUAUAUAACUGUAUAAUAAUGUAAAUUUUUGUUAAAAUGUGGUCCUUAUUUAAAUGGGCUGUGAAUUUUCUAUAAUUUAUUAAAUAAAGUAUAAAUUGGACCUA